AUGUGCAGCACGGGCCAAAGCGACAAAGAAGGAGAUGUCCACCCGAGAGCGUUCCUCGGCAGAAGCUGUGUCUCCCUUCCUCUCGCCUUUGAGGAGCCGCCCUGCGUGCCUGUCCCGGGCGGCGGAGGACAGCUGGAGAAGCGCGCCUCUCUCCUCCCGCGACAACUCUUCCUCUCCUUCCUCCCGCUUUCCUCUCUCCCCCCGUUUUCUCACCUCUCUCCACUCAUCAUGAGUGCGCCGUCUCGGAAGAUGGAAGACUCGCUGGCUGCUCUAAAGUCGGACAUUGUCUUUUUCUUGUCUCGACUGCAGCACGGCUCUCUGGAGACUUCGCUGAAGGCGCAGGACCCGGUCUUUGAGGGCAUGGUUCGCGAUCUCCAGCGCUUCGACGAGAGUUUGGAGGCGCUGCAAGGCGGCGUCGCGCGGUUCCUGGAGGGGACUGAGCACCUCUGCGCGGGGCUUUCUCUUCUCUCCGAGGCGGCCGUGCUCCACCUGACGAAGAAGAGCGACGCAUGCAUCGCCCGCGACGCCUGUCUGUACCGCGAGGCGGUUCACCGCAUCACCCGCGCCGACGCGCCUCACGCCGCGUACGCGAAACUCAAGCGUGACUUGCAAUUCAACGUCACAGAGCCGCUCCGGAAGCACCGCGAGCACAACGCGAAACUCCGCCAAGAGGUCCAGAUCCGCAACCGCCGGCUCGCCGAGUGGCUGAUCGCCCAGAAGAAACUCGAACACCUGCAGGAAAAGUUCAACGCGGGCCGGAGAGACGAGGCGCCGCGGGAGAAACGCGCCACGAGUGAAGCUUUGGACGAAGAAGAACGGCCUCUCGGGGGGAAUUCGCGGCUGCUGAGUGGAGCACGGCCUGCGGAGAAAGACGUGCUUUUCGCCGAGGCCGCGGUCGAGACGGCGAGACUGCGGUUCAAGGAAGUCGACGACGUCCUCUUUGAAUGGCUGCAAAUGCUCGACGCGUACAAAUGCGACAUCUUUGACAGCGCGCUGCAAACCCUAAAGUACCUUCAGUACGAAUUCUUCGCAAGCAGCGCACACGCCGUCGCCAAGGUUCUGCCCAGUCGCAUGGAGUUCCGGCCCAUGGUCGAGAUGACUCCUCAACUCCUCCUGCCUCAGGUGGAGUUGGAGCUCGCUGAGCGCGCAGCGGCGGAAGAGCGAGGAUCUCCAAAGAGCGCGAACGGGACGGGUUUGACGGCGACGGAGCGUUUGGUCGAGAAGUGGGAGCGGGAGGCUUCGCUUUGCACGUGGAUCACGGACGCGUCGUCGGGCGCGCCUCCAGUGUUGCUGGUGCAGCGUCCGGAAGGCGAGGAGCCCGAGAGCGAGGUAACGGUAGACAUUCUCUCUCUGGCCGUUCUCACCGCUCAGGGCUUCGAGGAAACCUUCGCGAAGCGCGCGCUGCAGAAGCACGAAAACGACACCCAGGCAGCCAUGGACUGGCUUCUCAACGGCGGCACUGAAGAGCUCCAGAGACAGCUCGAGGAAGAGCGGCGCGCGGAGGAGAAGCCGCAGAGUGGACAGGGCGCGGGGGGCCACGUCAGUUCGGCGGGUCUUGAGGACGUGCGCCUCCCGACCACCCUGAAGUGGGUCGAGAAGUUGAAGGCCGCAAAGAGGAAGGAGCGGCAAACCUGGCAGCAGAAACGGCGCGCCGAGCGCGAGGCCGCCGCAGUCGCUGCCGAGACACUCCGAGAGCAGGACGGCGCGGCCGAGAAGGUGGCGAACGCGGAGAGUGUGGUGAGCGACCGCGGCGCGGAGAACGCGGAGACGCGCGAGCCGCGAGAGAGAAGGAGGAGAGGCGAGACGCGAGGGGACAUGCGGCGCAGAGCCGAGAGAGAGAGGCGAAGCGAGAGCGGGGAGAGCGGCGGAAGUGAGAGGGUGAGGGACGCCCGCCGACGAGGAGCGCAGAGAUCAGCCAGUUUGUGGUCAGACGAGAGCGAGGGCGAUAAGAGUCUGAAGAAGAGUGAGCGAGAGGAGCCGUCGGAGCGCAGUCGAAAGAGCCGUCCGACGGAGCUCUCGAAAGAGAAUUCGGACCUGCUGGGCGAGGAACCUACGCGAGGCGGGAGACGGCAGUUGUCUAGCGAGGACGAGGCACGCCGGCGCAGUCCGCGGCCGGAAAAAGACAGAGUGAGAGAUGCAGACUCUCGACGGCAGCGCCGGAACAGGAAGGGAGAGGAGACGAGCGCCUCCAGCGACGCGUUUUCAGACAAUCGCCGCGAGAGGCGAGGCGAGCACGAGAGGCGGGCGGGGGGCGAGCGCCGAGGAGAGGAUUGGGUGGGGUGUCUUCUGGACACACAGGACAGGCGAAGCGGGCGGGGAGAGAGAGAGAAGGAAAACGGCAGGUCGGGAGGUCGAUCGACGAGUCGCGCGACGAGUGCGUUGUCCUCAGAGUCGGCAGGCAGCUCAGACUGGGACGGCGAGUGCGAGGGCCGGAGGGAGCGAGGGAGGCGCGAGCGGCCAGAAGACGACCACCAAUCUGUCUCCUCGCCGUUCGCCGAGCUCGACGAGGCCUUCGCGGACGCCCGGCGCGGCGAGACGCGCGCGUCCAGAACGAAAAAAGACAGCAGGGGCAGAAAAGAGAGAAGAGAACAGGGACAAGGGAAAGAGGAAGACAGCAGAGGGAAAGAGGAAGACAGAAGAGACAGAAACGAAGACAAAAUGGACUCAGUGGCAAGGCUUCCGCCGCUGCCUGACCUCCUGGGGGAGUUCGACUCAGCGACGCCGGGGCAGGAGUGGGACACGCGACAGCCGAGCUUCGACGUGUCUAGACAGCCGGCGCGUUCUCGGCGAGAAGCAGGCGGGGCAGAGACAGCGGGAGACAGGGGAGAGGCGAGCAGGCGCUCAGACCCCACGUCUUCCCGCUCGCGAGACAGCGAAAGCUCCGGCGCAGGCCGAGUGCGCCGGAGACAACGCGAGGAGCCACGGGAGAAGAGACGAGGACGUCUCGAUUCGUCAGUCUCGUCGCGCGCUGAAAGUUCAGGGAGCGAUGAGGAGGCGAGAGCGCGGCAGAGCAGCUCGGGCGGUGAGGACGCGCGGCGGACGGGAGACGUGGAGCCGAGAGGACGCGAAGAGCGCGUCCGUGCAGACACCAGGGACGUGGCCGACACCAGAGCGUCGAUCGCCGACAGAAUGCGCGCCUUCGACGAUCUCCUGUAG
Molecule: messenger RNA, 3156 nt
Organism: Neospora caninum
Lineage: Eukaryota; Apicomplexa; Conoidasida; Eucoccidiorida; Sarcocystidae
Exons: 2
Coding region: 1-3156 (1051 amino acids)
Molecular function (GO): protein binding
Source: RefSeq, a predicted model, not a curated record